This is a messenger RNA of Myxozyma melibiosi, 1833 nucleotides long. Its product is annotated as major facilitator superfamily domain-containing protein. Gene Ontology annotation, biological process: transmembrane transport. Gene Ontology annotation, cellular component: membrane. The coding region runs from base 1 to 1833 and encodes 610 amino acids. The record is from RefSeq and is a predicted model, not a curated record. The transcript has 2 exons. Gene Ontology annotation, molecular function: transmembrane transporter activity. Lineage: Eukaryota; Fungi; Ascomycota; Lipomycetes; Lipomycetales; Lipomycetaceae.
AUGUCGCAAUUCGUUGCGGUGCAGGAAGCGGUCGACGCCCAAGACACCCUCUCUUCGCAGUCUCGUCCCAGUGAGUCUCCUAGUGAGUCCUCUAAAGAUGGUCCACCGGCGAGCAACAAGCAGCCGGAUGUCAUCCUCGCAUCUACUCGCUACAUGGACCACCCCGAACGGGGUCAUCAGGAGCAAUGGCGGCCGGAUCACGAGAGUGGACGCUCUAAUCGGCUUCUCACGUUAUUAUUGCAGAGGCUCUCCUGGAGACCCUCGCGACUGAAUGUGCUCACUGAGCCUUCUGCUCGCUUCCUUCUGCCAGCCGUCCUGCUUCUCUCGGUUGCCAACGGAGCACUCAUCGCUCCAAAGCUCAACCUGCUGCUCAUUCUCAUCUGCCGAAAAGCCCCUUUUUAUGACCUCGACUUACGCGUGGACGCGGACGCGAACGCGGACGUCCGAUGCCAGGACCUCUUCGUUCAUCAUGACGUGGCAGAUUUCACUUGGCCUGUCAACCUGAUCCAGGGCAUCUUGGCCGCCGUCAUGAGCCCGAUCUUGGGCUCGCUGUCAGACCGGAUCGGCAGACGCGAUGUUCUCGCUAUCUGCGCGCUCGGCUCUCUUUCUUCCGUCGUGGUUUUGAUCUAUAUGACCAAAGCUCUUGAUAUGUUUGUCUAUCGUUAUUUCUACCUCGCUGCAGUCCUAGACGGCAUGACGGGCUCGGCAUCCGCACUCAUGGCCGCAGCGUACGCCUAUAUCGCCGACUCCACUCCUGCUGACGAACGGGCUUCAGCAUUUGGUCUUUGCCAGGCCUGCUUUAGUCUUGGUGCCGUGCUCGGGCCUGUGCUUGGCGGUCUUCUCAUGAAGUCCACAGGUUCUGUUCGGACUGUCUUUUACACCGUCAUUCUGGCGCAAGUACUAUUCAUUGUCUAUGUUGUGUAUGUCUUGCCUGAGUCGGUGUCGCCCGAACAUCGCCUGGGUGCACAGCAGGCUUCUGAUGACUAUGGAGUGUCGGAUAGUCUCGCGGAUUUGAUACCCCGUGAUCUCUCAGAACUACUCGACCGCCGUUAUCAUUCAAAACUACUUGACCGCCGUAGGCUUUUAAGACUGCUUGACCGCCUGAAUUUCUUCAAGUCACUACAGAUCUUGUGGCCUUCUUCAUCAGUAGCACCCAAGAUCCGUCGGAAUAUCAAACUGCUUGCGGGCAUUGACACGAUUCUGAUUGGUGCCGGCGCUGGUGCGAUGAUGAUCAAGCUUCUCUACGCCGAGCUCAUUUUCCACUGGACCAACGUCGAGGCCGGAUACUUCAUCUCCGCCACGAGCGCCGCGAGCGCGUUUGGACUUUCCAUCGUCUUACCCUUCGCGUCGAGGCUUACUGCCCCCAUACUCGACCGCGGCAGGGUGAGCCACGUUGGCGCCUCGCAGUCUGAUGUCUUUCUGAUCCGCUGCGGCGUCUUUGUGGGAGUCCUCGCACACACUCUCUAUCUUUUCUCGCGCUCGUCAACGCAGUUCAUGCUCAGCGGCUGCAUUGCUUCGGUGGGCACAUUAGCGUCAUCUACGAUCCAGUCCACGCUGACAAAACAUGUGCCAAAGCAGAAAAUAGGCGAGCUGCUAGGCGCCAUGGCAGUCUUGCACUCGCUAUGCAGUAUUAUUGCGCCCGCCAUCUUUGCAAUCGUCUACUCAAACACAGUCUUACAUUUCCCGGCCAGUUUUUUGCUGAUCUCUGUCGUGGCCUUGGGGGUUGCGUUUAUUAUGUCUCUGUUUUUGCGUAAGAAUACGUACGACAGUUUGUAUGCUGACGCGACGGGCGAGGAGGAUGUAUAUGACGCCGUCGAUCUUGAGGGUGAAUAG